Molecule: messenger RNA, 480 nt
Organism: Synchiropus splendidus (mandarinfish)
Lineage: Eukaryota; Metazoa; Chordata; Actinopteri; Syngnathiformes; Callionymidae
Product: importin subunit alpha-5-like
Exons: 4
Coding region: 1-480 (159 amino acids)
Biological process (GO): NLS-bearing protein import into nucleus
Cellular component (GO): nucleus
Molecular function (GO): nuclear import signal receptor activity
Source: RefSeq, a predicted model, not a curated record
AUGCCCAAUGAGAACAUCACCAGCGAAGAACUGCCUGAGUUUAAGAAUAAAGGAAAAGACCCAGAAUUCAUCUCUGAUGACAUAGUCGCCUCCAUCUCCAUCGACGACAUUAUUGAAAACGUCAACAGCGGCGACAAGGAAGCGCAGACCAAAGGAUGUCAAGCCCUGGAGGCUCUAAUCAACCUGCUGCAGGUGAAGGAUGCCAAGGUCAUCCUGGUGAUCCUGGAUGCCAUCAACAACAUGUUCCUGGCGGCAGAGAAGCUGGGCGAGAUCGAAAAACUGAGGCUGCUUGUUGAAAAGCUCGGGGGACUGGAUCGAAUAGAGUUGCUUCAGAACCAUGACAAUGAGCUGGUGUACCAGGCAGCGCUCAACGUCAUUGAGAAAUAUUUCAGUGAUGACAAUGACGACUGUCUCGAGGUUGAAGCGACUAAAGACGCCUUUGUGUUCGGGACUCCUGAGAAUCAAACGUUUCAAUUUUAA